AUGCGAAAACUUGCUGGGACAACCUGGGGUGCAAAUGAGCAAAUACUGAAGACUGUAUAUCAGGGCACAGUAAGACCCACCAUGGAGUACAGCUCAGCCACAUGGUCCACAACAGCCAAGACAAACCAGCAAGCCCUGGAUAAAGUACAGAACCAGGCACUUCGUAUCAUCACAGGGGCCACCAAGUCUACACCAAUCGCCUUCAUGGAGAAACUGACCGGAAUACAAACACUUCACGAAAGAAGACAAACCAAGGUCCUUCUCCAGGCAAACAAGUACCAGUCCCUCCCAGACCACCCCAUGAACAGCAGACUUGAGGGAUUAACCAAGAACCGCCUCAAGCGCUGCAGCUUUGUACAUCAAGCAAAGAAGCUGAGUAGAGAGUAUGCAGCUGAACUAAACACUCAGACAAUUCCCUUGGGCCGAGCAGACAUCACCAACCCUACAGCAAAUGACCUGUCUGCAGUCAAAGUGGCACUUGCUAUUCCUGGACUAGACAUGGGCAAACAGGAAAAUGAGACCAUCCGUAGAAGUCUGACACUUGCGGCUAUCUACGCAGACUAUCCUUCGGACACAUGGACCCAUGUAUACACAGAUGGGUCAGCCACUAGAGCCGUUAAGGAUGGAGGCGGUGGUAUUCACAUAACGUACCCGUCAGGCCAGAAAACAGCCCAUUACAUCGCCACUGGGAAGCACUGCAGCAAUUACAGAGCAGAGACUGAGGCACUCAUGAAGGCAGUCUUUUUGAUAGAAAACUCGCCAGAAGAGAUCACCUCUGUAGUCUUCCUCACAGAUGCAAGAUCAGUUCUGGAGGCCCUACAAAACAACAAUGUCCCUGAACUAGCGCAAGCCGUGAACAAGCUUGGGUCGUCGUGUAAUGUUGCACUUCAGUGGAUACCAUCUCACUGUGGAGUGCCCGGAAAUGAGGAGGCUGACAAGCUGGCUAGGUUAAGAGCCCAGUUGGAGCAACCAGAUAACCAGGUGACAUACAAGGAGAAAGCCACCAUCAUCAAGGCUCUCACCAAGACAAGACAGGAAGCGGAUGCCUACCACAUGCUAAACCGACCAGAACAAGUGGUGAUGGUCAGGCUUCGCUCGGGACACAACAGACUGAAUGCACACAUGUGCAGGAAGAACAAACUGGUGCCGUCCCCCAUAUGUCCCUGUGGAGAAGAGGACCAGACUACAGAGCAUAUCCUCCAAAGAUGCAAAAGACACGACCAGGAGCGAGGAGCAACGUGGCCCCGAGGUGCAACACUCCAGCAGAAGCUGUACGGAGACGUUGAGGACCUGCGGCGGACCACAACCUUCAUCGCGGAUACUGGCGUGAUCGUGUAG
Ruditapes philippinarum (Manila clam) is the source of this 1338-nucleotide messenger RNA. RefSeq lists its product as uncharacterized. Gene Ontology annotation, biological process: DNA replication, removal of RNA primer. The transcript has a single exon. Lineage: Eukaryota; Metazoa; Mollusca; Bivalvia; Venerida; Veneridae. The record is from RefSeq and is a predicted model, not a curated record. The coding region runs from base 1 to 1338 and encodes 445 amino acids. Gene Ontology annotation, molecular function: RNA-DNA hybrid ribonuclease activity; nucleic acid binding.